Molecule: messenger RNA, 643 nt
Organism: Gamsiella multidivaricata
Lineage: Eukaryota; Fungi; Mortierellomycota; Mortierellomycetes; Mortierellales; Mortierellaceae
Exons: 2
Coding region: 174-551 (125 amino acids)
Source: RefSeq, a predicted model, not a curated record
CACUAGCCAGCUCUCAGAUAACAACGGUAAGAUGUUACCUAUUGCAGUCUGUUCUGUUAUCUCACUAUCCUCUUCUAUGGAGCUAACGCCUUUGCAUACACUAGCUGGAGGCCAACCCGGAAGACCCUCGCCCCAAGUCCCUCCUUAUUAGGUACGACGAUGUCCGAAGCGCUAUGUACCGACACAGGACUUUGGCAUACAAGAAGAACUAUGAUGUUUCUUUGAGUGUGAAACUUUGGAUGGACACCAUUCGGAAAGAGGGUGGCAAAUCGCUAUUUGAUGAAGAUGUAGCAAAGCUCGAUGGCAAGAACUACAUGAUAGCCUGGUCUUCUUCAUUCCAAAUCAAGGUCAUGCAAGACAACGCAAACAUUGCUUGUAUGGAUUCGACGCACAAGGUUGUCAAGGAACUCAGGCCGUUAGAAGGAUCUGUCCAAUCCGGGUACUUGUUUACUCUUCUGGUGAAGGAUGUUCGCUCGCUCCAAGCGAUACCUAUCUCGUUCAUGAUCUCGAACACGGAAUCGCAGUAUGUCAACGCGAAUGGAGAUGCAUAAAAGACAAUGUUAGGUAUAAAGACUGACAGCGACUGCAUAACCACAGGUAUCCGAUCAUCGCAUGGCUCUCGUGGCUGAAGAGGGAGUGCAAC